AGAUCGAAAGUACAAAGAAUGGCAAAAACCGAGGCUUCUAGUUUGGUGGGGAAGCUUGAGACAGACGUGGAGAUCAAAGUUUCAGCUGGAAAAUUCCAUAACAUGUUCGUCGAGAAACCACACCAUGUCUCCAAAGCAACUCCAGGCCACAUUCAAAACUGUGAACUGCAUGAAGGCGACUGGGGCAAAGUCGGCACUGUCGUCAUCUGGAACUACGUUCAUGGCAAGUCAAAUUUAUACACAUUUUUAAAUGGGGUGGCAAAGGUGGCAAAGGAGAGGAUCGAGGCGUUGGAGCCGGAGAAGAACUUGAUCACGUUUAGGGUUUUGGACGGUGAUCUGAUGAAAGAGUACAAAAGCUUUGUGAUCACAAUCCAAGUGACCCCUAAGCAUGGAGGGUCAGGGAGUAUUGCACACUGGCACCUUGAGUAUGAGAAAAUUAGCGAGGAGGUGGCUCACCCUGAGACUCUUCUCCAAUUCUGUGUCGAUAUGUCCAAAGGGAUCGAUGAAUAUCUCUUGACCGAAGAAGUGUGAAUUGCUCCCCGUGUGGCUUUGUAACUGUGUACGUCUUAAGCAUAUAUGCUUAAGCUAGUUUGUGAAACUGCAAUAAAUCAUGAGCUUUGUCCGAGUUUGGGUAAGAGAUAUACGUCGGUGUGUGUUUGUAAUUUUGUAUGCAAUGAAUAAGCUGUGUUCCA
Messenger RNA from Arabidopsis arenosa, 692 nucleotides. The record is from the annotation of a GenBank genome assembly. NCBI's taxonomy places the organism in Eukaryota, Viridiplantae, Streptophyta, Magnoliopsida, Brassicales, Brassicaceae.